AGGAGGUUAUAUGUGGGGCGUCAUUUAUCACAAGCAUAUCAGUACAAUGGACGACACAGUAGGAAAGUCGAUUACAUGUAAGGCUGCGGUUGCUUGGGAAUCAGGAAAACCUCUUUCCAUAGAAACCAUCGAAGUGGCGCCACCUAAAGCUAAAGAAGUUAGAGUAAAGGUUCUAUAUUCAGGAGUAUGUCACAGUGACCUAAGUAUACUGAAUGGGUCUGUUAGGGGAAGGUUCCCUAUUAUUCUUGGACAUGAAGGAUCGGGGAUAGUGGAAAGUGUAGGCGAAGGAGUAACGGACUUUCAAGCAGGAGAUCAUGUAAUACCUCUUUAUAUGCCGCAGUGUAAUGCAUGCAGAAGUUGUAAGAGUGGAAAGACAAACAUAUGUGAAGAAUUUCUAGGAAAAACCCAUGCAUUCGGAUUAAUGACUGAUGGUACCCCUCGUUUUACUUGUGACGGGAAACCAGUCUAUCACUUCAUGGCUUGUAGUGCUUUCAGUCAGUAUGUUGUACUGCCACACAUGUGUGUUUGUAAGAUUGACAAUACUGCCCCUUUGGAAAAAGUUUGUUUGCUUGGAUGUGGAAUAGCUACAGGUUAUGGGGCCGCACUAAACACAGCUAAGGUAGAGUCAGGUUCUACGUGUGCAGUAUGGGGACUCGGACCAAUUGGUUUAUCUGCAGUAAUGGGAUGUAAGAAGGCUGGAGCUUCACGUAUUAUAGGAGUUGAUAUCAACCCGGAAAAGUUCGAAUUAGGUAAAAAGUUUGGUUUGACAGAAGGAAUAAAUCCCAAGGAUUAUGAUAAACCAAUACAGGAAGUGUUGAUGGGAAUGACAAACGGUGGUGUUGACUAUACAUUCGAAUGUAUUGGCAACGUUAAUGCUAUGAGAGCAGCUUUUGAUUCAUGCCACAAAGGAUGGGGCAAAACUAUUGUACUAGGAAUUGCUCCCACAGCUGAAGAAUUUUCAACAAAUCCUUUUUCAUUUACUUUGGGUAAACACAUACUGGGAUCAGUUUAUGGAGAAUGGAAAGGGAAGGAUGAUGUACCAAAGUUAAUAGAAGGAUACAAUAAGAAGGAAAUACUGCUAGAUGAAUUCAUUACACAUACAAUGGCAUUGGAGAGAGUAAAUGAGGCGUUUGACCUCAUGCGUGAAGGAAAAAGUCUUCGAACAGUUAUAAAUCUGUGGCCUGAUACUAACAGUGCAGAAAAGUGAACUGUGAAUUACAUUUAUAUAACCUUUAUCGUUAUUAUAAUUUUCAUGUACAGAAAUUAUUGAUACUUAAUUUUGUUUCAAAUUUGAGUACAAAUAUUUAUAAAAUAUAUAGAUAGAUUUAUGCUUUUUGUUUCGAAUUCACGAAGCAAUUGUCUUGUGCAAUAUAUUUUGAAAAAUAAACAGGAUCUCUUUAAUAUGAUUAUAA
This is a messenger RNA of Mytilus californianus (California mussel), 1412 nucleotides long. RefSeq names its product alcohol dehydrogenase class-3-like. Gene Ontology annotation, cellular component: cytosol. Gene Ontology annotation, biological process: formaldehyde catabolic process. Gene Ontology annotation, molecular function: zinc ion binding; S-(hydroxymethyl)glutathione dehydrogenase [NAD(P)+] activity. NCBI's taxonomy places the organism in Eukaryota, Metazoa, Mollusca, Bivalvia, Mytilida, Mytilidae. The transcript is spliced from 11 exons. The record is from RefSeq and is a predicted model, not a curated record. Bases 11 to 1207 code for a protein of 398 amino acids.